AUGAAGGAAAUCAUUCCGUCACGAGAAAUCAAACCUGAGAAAACAAAUGUUUUGUUUCCUAAGACAGUCAACUCUGCCGCAUCUGACAUCGGGAAAUUCACUUCAAACAUACCCAACUUAGAAGGGGAACAGAAUCCAACAAGAUCAGAAAUUAUAGACAUGAGAGACACAUUACGUCAAUGGAAUGAACUACGUCAUAAAUUUCGUGACGUCACCCAGCCAAUUCAAAUAUCUGACAUGGGAAUCGAUCCUAACCAUAAGUUCUCGACGACAUCUCCGAAACACUGUGGCAUGGCGUCUGGUUUCACUAAUGGCAUGGCACCGAGACAUUUUGGUGGCAUGGCGUCGCCACCCGCAACUGAUUUUUGGAGACCUCCAGUGGAAGCACUCUCGCCUCAGAAAGAUCUUCCAUUUUCCGAACCCGGAAUCGAUAUCCAUGGCAACCUCCAACACAAAUGGCCUCAGGUGCCGCCAAACCAGAAUAUACAAUGGAAUGCAUUGUUAGGUAAAAUGACUGCUGAUCAGUCUUACCUGAGGCUGCCUGCUUACUACUCUGCUCUUGCGUGCGCGCAUGCAAUCUUGCAACAACGGUACAACAGCAUACGAGGAAUUGUUCCACCCGAGCCGCAGCGAGAGCCCCAGCAAUGCGAAGACGGCCUGACAUCGUUCAUUCGAAACCUUCCUCUGUACCCGACCCCCUCCGUAUUAAACCUCAGCGCUGUGUUCCCGCCCACUACGUCACAGCCUCCUGCUUCAUUGGAUGAACUCAGAGCUCGUAUCGCUAUGACGUCACAAUUAGCUAUGACCUCACAAUUAGCAAUGACAUCACAAAACAUGGUCCUCAACAACUUUUUGGCGCAAGGAAACAGUAAUAUUCCCGCGAUGACGUCACGCGGUCAUGAUGUCAUAGCUCAACAAAUGCACUGUGGGCAUUGUGACAAAACAUUCAAUUCUUCUCACGGUCUUGAGAUUCAUGUCCGCCGCUCACACCCCGACAGCAGACAAGCAGCCUACAGUUGUGAAAUUUGUCACAAGACAUUCGGACAUGCCACGACACUCGGACAGCAUCGGACAACCCACGGCAAGGACAGAGCGUUUGAAUGCCAUAUUUGCCACAAGAACUUUAAGCGUUCCUCUACUCUGUCAACCCAUCUCCUCAUUCACAGCGAUACCCGCCCAUUCCCCUGUCCUUACUGCGGAAAGAGAUUUCAUCAGAAGUCCGAUAUGAAGAAGCACACCUUCAUACAUACAGGUGAAAAGCCUCACAAAUGCAGGAUUUGUAGCAAAGCCUUCAGCCAGAGUUCGAAUCUUAUCACACACAUGCGGAAACACACCGGCUUCAAACCCUUCGCCUGCGGUCUAUGCGACAGAGCGUUCCAGAGAAAAGUUGAUUUGAGACGUCACAAAGAGGCUCAGCACGGGGUCAAAUAA
This is a messenger RNA of Styela clava, 1431 nucleotides long. RefSeq lists its product as uncharacterized. Lineage: Eukaryota; Metazoa; Chordata; Ascidiacea; Stolidobranchia; Styelidae. The record is from RefSeq and is a predicted model, not a curated record.